GAAGCGGCGAGGAGCCGACGAGCAAAGCAGAAAAAACAAAGCGAAGGCGGAAAAUGGUUGUUGGGGAGGCCGCUGCAGGCAACGAGAUGAGCCUGUCGAACAUGGUGCUGGGGUUCUACGAGGAUGCCGAGAGGGAGAGGUGGCCGGAGGACCCUGCCGCCGAUGGCAGCGACGACGAGAUGUCCAGCGGCGGCGCCGAGAGCAGGGCGUUCUGGCAGGAGCAGCGCUCGCAGUUGCAUGAAGCACUGGCCAAGACAAGCUCAGCUGAGAGCAGGAUCCAAGCGGACACGGAGGAAGCCGUCAGGCAGAUGCGCGCCGCGGCCGGCGUCUGCUCCUGCGCGGGCCGCGCGGCGGCCGGCUGCCGGGGCUGCGCGCUCCGGUUUGUCACCGAGCGGCUGCGCGACGCGGGGUACAACAGCGCGACCUGCAGGUCCAAAUGGUCGCGCUCGUCAGACAUCCCCCCAGGUGAGCACACGUACGUGGACGUGGUCGUGCCGACGAGGAGCGGCAAGGCGGUGCGGGUGGUGAUCGAGCUCAACUUCCGCGCGGAGUUCGAGAUGGCGCGGGGCGGCGCGGAGUACAAGGCGCUGGUGGCGUCCCUGCCGGAGGUAUUCGUCGGCCGGUCAGAGAAGUUGAGGAACGUGAUCAAGGUCAUGUGCGCCGCGGCGAAGCAGUGCGCGCGCGAGAACAACAUGCACAUGGCCCCCUGGAGGAAGCACCGGUACAUGGAGGCCAAGUGGCUCGGCACGUCGGAGCGGGUCGCGCCGGGUACCGGAGCAGGCGCCGCGGUGGCGGUCGGCCCGCCGGAGAAGCAGCCCAAGUUCAGGGCUUCCAUGCUCACGCUCGACUUCGGUGGCCGGGCCGCGGUGGAGGUCGUGUGAUGUAUGAGACUGCUGACGAUGAGUUCACCGUGAGAAAGGGACCCCGGUGGAGUGUGUGCAUGUGUUACUUUCGCGGCUUCUAAUUCUAACCACGAGGAGCAUCUGGUGUGGAGUGAUUACGAAGAUGUCACAGCGCGAGGCUAUGAGACGCUGCUGUAGAUGUAGAUGCAUAGUGCGGUCGUGGAUCAAGCGACUGAAGGUUCCAUGCUGUCCGGUCUCACACUCGAACGUGUGCCAGACGGACUGUACCGAGACGGUCGAACGAGCUACGGUUCCAUGACAUAGUGUACAGCUGAGUAACGAUACAAUAGUUUUCUACUUUAAUUCCAAGGCAUGAUACAUGUGAUUUUUCAAGGCAGCAUCAAGAUUCAGGCAUGCAUUAUACAAGGAUCAAGCGGCGCGAAUGCCACGGUGUA
Messenger RNA from Phragmites australis (common reed), 1297 nucleotides. RefSeq lists its product as uncharacterized. The transcript has 3 exons. Lineage: Eukaryota; Viridiplantae; Streptophyta; Magnoliopsida; Poales; Poaceae. Bases 54 to 881 code for a protein of 275 amino acids. The record is from RefSeq and is a predicted model, not a curated record.